Molecule: messenger RNA, 3354 nt
Organism: Xylona heveae TC161
Lineage: Eukaryota; Fungi; Ascomycota; Xylonomycetes; Xylonales; Xylonaceae
Exons: 4
Coding region: 1-3354 (1117 amino acids)
Biological process (GO): mRNA stabilization
Molecular function (GO): RNA cap binding
Source: RefSeq, a predicted model, not a curated record
AUGGCAGCACCAUCGAAUAACGCUGCGGCCGACGCCGUUUCGGCAUCUUCAGCCUUCUCAUACGCACAAGCAGCAAAAGGAAAGUCCGCUCAGGAUUCCGGCAAGGCGUCUGCGAAGGAAUCCAAUAGCAGCGGCACUACAACACCGUUAACAAGCACCGGCUCUGCAUCUGCAAAGACUGCUGGCGAGUCGUCGGAUCGCUCAACGGAUCGUUCGAACACAACGGGAAAUCGAACUUCUUCCUCAUCUCGAGCCCGGAAUUCAAAUGCGCGGAACAGCCCCUCGGCUCCCUCUUCACCUAGUUAUGGGUCAGCAUCGGCGUCAACCCUGCUGAAGGAGGACGAUGCUUCUUCAACCCCAAAUGCUUCUUCAGAGUCCACCUGGGAUAACAAAUCUCAAGCUUCCAAUACAGCUGAGAAGCCCCAUGACCGCAGCAACUCCAAGGAGAAAACAAAAGAUCAUGAUGCGGACAAGCCACCUGCAAAGCUACUGCGCGAGGCACCACCUCCGGCGGUUAAUUUUUGGCAGCAGCGCAAGGAGGCGCAAGAAGCCAAGACUAAACACACUGCACAGAGUACUUCAACUCCUGCUGCCAAAGCCGCGUCUACUGACGGAUCAAACCCCACAACCUCGACUGGUCAAGUGAAAUCGGGCUCGGAUACACGAAGAAAGAGUAAAUCGGAGGAAUCAAAGGAGAAGAAGAAGGCUGGCGAUGCCGUUGGUCGAGGUCGUGACGAACAGUCCAAAAAGAACAACGCUCGUACCCGCGUCGCUGGAGACAAGGCCAGAGAUCAGUCUGCUUCGCUUGCCCCUCCCCCGGUUGACGACUCAAUGUCAUGGCCUACGCCAGAAAGCGCCCAAGAUGAAGGCCGAAAGAAGGCCCAAGACAAGGAAACUGGUGAUAAAGAGAGGAGCCCAGUGCGUGCACCCAAGACCCACGGCAAAGAAAAAUGGGUUCCGGUUCCGUAUACGCCUUCAGUCGUCUAUAACACACCGCUGCCGACGGCUGGACGUCGAGGUGGUCGAGCUGCUCGUGGAACGAAGGAGGGAGCACGUGGUGCCGCAAAUUCCGCAAAUGGAAAUAUCUCUGCUGAGAAGCCCGUGGUAAACGCUAACGGGACACCCAACGGUACGAUCUCUGUCGACUCUGCCGAGCGAGGUCGGUCUGAAAGCGCGCAGCAACGUCCGAUCUCUAACCCAGGCAAAUCGAAGAGAGCUUCUAGCGCUGGUCCCUUCCAGACACGUGAGCAGCGUCGCGCAGGACCUACCGCCGGUUCAGACAAGAAUAAAGAGGGCGACGCGGUAGCUGCGAAGGAGAACGAAGGUGGUGCUCCCACGUCCCCCGUCGCUCGCAGACUAUCUGCAGUUGCUCAGUCUGACGGCGCCCCCAAGGUUCGUCAUGACACAUGGCAAAAUCGAGCAGAAGGAAAUGCAAUCGCCAACUCUCAACUCAAUGGUGACCGCAACGAAAAAGGCACAGGCAAUGGACGGCAGAAUAACUCUCGGCAUCCAAGUACUGACAGACGUACCGAUGGAUGGAGCCGUCCCGCCGAGCUCAGCAAGGAUGCGAACGCGCAUGGGGCACCAAGGGAGAGUCGGCCAGAACGAGGUCGCGGCGGUUUUCGCGGAGGCAGAGGGGGUGGAGGCAACAACGGCUUUGUGCAUCCGCAUCAUCCCAACCCUAAUCAGUUCUCCAACGGUAUUGCGGCUCAGGGCCACAAUGUUGGUCAAUUCCAGUUUCCGAAGGCUCCCUCGUACGCAUCCCAGCAAUCUCAUCAAAAUGCUCAGUAUGCUCCGAAUCCCCAAGCUAGAGGCCAUCGCGGUGGUCCUCGAUCUCAGUCUAUUCCCAAUAGUGGCAUGAUGGGCAGAUUUCCCUCUGCUAUGCCUGCUGGUCCACCGCAAAUGGCCCCAUUGCAAACGCACUUUGGUCCAUUUUAUGAUUACCAGAUGCAUCCUAUGAGCGCUGUACCGUAUAAUCCUUUCUUCGAGCAAUAUUCCGUGAUCAGCAUGGUCUCUAUGCAACUGGAAUACUAUUUCUCAGUCGACAACCUCUGCAAAGACAUGUUUCUCAGAAAACACAUGGAUUCCCAAGGUUUUGUCUUUUUGAGCGUCAUCGCCGACUUCAACCGCAUGAAACAACUCACCCAGGACCUUGAGCUUAUCCGCUACGUUUGCUUCCAGUCACGAACAAUUGAAUUCCGGACUGGUCUCGAUGGCAUCGAUAGACUCAGGCGCCGAGAUGGCUGGCAGCAGUGGGUAUUGAACAUGGAGGACAGAGACCCUUCGGCUCAAAAUGACGGACCUGCCCAGAUUCAACAGCCGCCCACUCCUCACCCCCAAGGCCUGGAGUCGCAAUAUUUUGAACAUCCUCGCCAAGGUUCUUUGCCCGGCGAAUAUUCCAACGGUGAUUGGUCUGCUCAGGUGGGUCAAUACCAGCCUGUGAAUGGCUUUGCACCGGGCUUUGUCCCUGGUGCCUCGGACACGCAACAAGACGGUGUCCCAGGUAACACAAAUGGUCGCGCGUCAAACCCAUCUGGACUCUCAGCAACCGUUCCCGACUUUGCUCCUACUGGGUUCCCUGGGGAGUCCAAUGAUGCGUCGCCGCCGGAAUCUGCCAAAAAUGAUUCGAAUACAUUUUCCGACUCUCAAGUCGACAAUCUUAUGAUUAUUGUACGAAAACAGUCGCAGAAUGGAAACAGUCACAAGGGCCCUAAUGGUGUGGCUGCUGACGUAAGGAAUAGUGAGGAAGGGCAACACGGCACUGUGCCGGCGGUCAAUGGAUCCUCCAAGUCGGACAACCUUGACAGCGAGAAGAGCGUGAAAGACCCAAGAUCACCUGCUCGACCACAAAGCGGAAACCGCUCACCUGUGUUCUGGGUCAAGGACCAGGAAUCACCAACUGAUUCGCUCCCUAACGAUUUGACGCACGAGUCCUAUAAUGCAUUUCGAAAACAAGCACUCAAUCAGCGCGACGGCACACCUGUCGGGGUCUGUCAUCACGACAUGGAUGUCUUGUAUCAGUUCUGGUCACAUUUCCUUCCAAGAAAUUUCAAUUUGAAGAUGUAUUCCGAAUUUCGACACCUCGCUCUAGACGACGCCAACCAAAGACAGUCAUAUGUUGGCCUCACCAACCUGAUACAGUAUUACGAUCAAGCCCUUAAUAGUCAGCAGACAAUUGGUGAGGAGAUUGCGAGGGAUUAUGUCGAUUUAAUUUCAAAAGAGGAUCCUUCCAAAGAUCGCCCUGGCUUUGAUCGCCUCAGGGCAGCUUGGAGGAACGGCGCCCUCAACAUGAAAAAUCGGAAGAAGAUUGCCAACAUUGUCAGUCAAGAUCUAAAGGCUCAACUUGAGCGCUAA